Molecule: messenger RNA, 628 nt
Organism: Drosophila serrata
Lineage: Eukaryota; Metazoa; Arthropoda; Insecta; Diptera; Drosophilidae
Gene: Vha14-1
Product: V-type proton ATPase subunit Vha14-1
Biological process (GO): proton transmembrane transport
Cellular component (GO): proton-transporting V-type ATPase, V1 domain; membrane
Molecular function (GO): proton-transporting ATPase activity, rotational mechanism
Source: RefSeq, a predicted model, not a curated record
GUAACACUGCUUGUGGGGUCAUGUGAUAGACACCAGCUGACCGAACAUUUUCCAAAGUUUGCCAAGUUUUUUGUUCGCUCCUUCGUGAAAAAAAUCAAAGAAACCCCAAGGAAAACAUGGCUCUGCACUCGGCAAUCAAGGGAAAACUGAUCAGCGUGAUCGGCGAUGAGGACACCUGCGUGGGCUUCCUGCUGGGCGGCGUGGGCGAGAUAAACAAGAACCGUCAUCCCAACUUUAUGGUGGUGGACAAGAACACGGCCGUCAGCGAGCUGGAGGAUUGCUUCAAGCGCUUCCUCAAGCGCGACGACAUCGACAUAAUCCUGAUCAACCAGAACUGCGCCGAGCUCAUCCGUCACGUGAUCGAUGCACACACAUCUCCGGUGCCCGCGGUGCUGGAGAUUCCCUCCAAGGACCAUCCGUACGAUGCCAGCAAGGACUCGAUUCUGCGCCGCGCCCGCGGCAUGUUCAACCCAGAGGAUAUGGUGCGUUAAUUGCCCGCAGGAGUAGAGUUCUUUUGGAGAAGAGGGUUCAACGUAUUGCUGCAACCGUUAGAAGUAUUGCUUUCCAUCGUAAUUCCCAGCUGUAAACCACUAUAUAUAUAGAUUCAGAGCUUUUCGUUUGUUCUAAU